Molecule: messenger RNA, 1804 nt
Organism: Pseudomyrmex gracilis
Lineage: Eukaryota; Metazoa; Arthropoda; Insecta; Hymenoptera; Formicidae
Gene: mms4
Product: crossover junction endonuclease EME1
Exons: 3
Coding region: 161-1519 (452 amino acids)
Biological process (GO): replication fork processing; resolution of meiotic recombination intermediates; mitotic intra-S DNA damage checkpoint signaling
Cellular component (GO): Holliday junction resolvase complex; nucleus
Source: RefSeq, a predicted model, not a curated record
AAUUGGCGGGCUGAAUCCAUGGCUGGGUCGGGGGUCGAUCGCGCGCUGUUAACGGCGAGGUUAAGUGGUGAUUAUUCGAAAUUUCUAGCUGUUUGUACGCGCGGAAUUUCACAACGCGGAGAUUCGUUCCGGAAUUUCGAAAAUUCCGAGAGAGUAAAUAAUGUCGAACGCAAUUGUCGUGCUGAGUGAUUCCGACGAAGUUGGAAGCUCGUCCGACGACAACGAGGAAGACAAAAAAUCUGAAGAAGAAGAAGAAGAAGCAAACGAGGGUGCGACGAGCGACUUCGACUUCCCGGAAGUACCGUUCUGUCGCGAAACCGUCCGCGAGAUCUCGCGGAGCGAGGCGAAUUUUGUCGGUGCGAACGUAAACGACGACGUCCCGUCUGGCCUCAACGACUCGGAGGAUGACGACGAUCGAGUCGGAAAGAGUUCGCGACGGAAGGCGACGCUCAAGAAGAAGAACGGGACGGCGAUGAUGGAUGAACGAUCGAGGCGGCGGCAAGAGAAAGAUAGAGAAAAAGCGUUGAGGGCGAUUGAGAAAAAGAAAUCGAGAGACGUGAAACCUGGCGAGUGCAUGAAGUUCAUGGAGGUUGAGCUCGACUCAGGUAUAGACGCGUUUGUUUUUCACAAAGACAUUAAGAGCACGUUGCUAAAUGCUGAUGUUAAGUUUAACGUGAUCGCCCAAUUGAUUCCGAACAGUAUUACGUGGCGGAGAAACAUCGAGGAGAAUUACGUCGGUGAUGAUAACCAGGUGCGCGUGAGAAAGAGCUCGCAACCGGAGAAGCACGCGAUCGUGAUCUGGGACAGCUGUCAAACGGUGAGUCACGUGGCGGACGACACGUUUUGCGCGGUUGUGCGAAGCACUUGCGAUCUGAUACCGGAUCACACCGUGACUCUGGUUAUCUUCGGCACGGAGGAUUAUUUCGCGUAUCGAAAGAAACGGAAGUCGGCGCGAAAUCCCGGCGGGAAAGGAUCGCGAUGUAACAACAACGACGGUCGUUUUAAGACGUUGCCAGUUAUAUCCAGACAACAGCUCGAGUUGUGUCUGACCGAGAUUCAAUUGAAUUUGCGUUGCAACAGCAGAUCGAUCGAGAACGCGCAAGAUCUGGCGCUAAUGGUUUAUCAGUACACGAAGUCAAUUUCGGAGAUACCGUACAAAUCGAGAAAGGAGAGUCAAGAGAACAAAUUUGACUGGUACGCCACGGGUGAUAACAGAAACACGGUGCGCGUGGACAGGAACGGGAACGGAUUGAAGAGACUGUGGCAGCAACAGUUGUGCCAGUUCAAUUUGUGCGGUUUGGAAAUCGCAGAAGCGAUAUGCGCCGUUUAUCCAAGCCCGGCGCGACUUUUCAAGGCUUAUGAAAAUUGCACACCCGAAGAAGGAAUGAAUUUGUUAAAAGAUAUACCGAUUAGGAGAGCGGCAGGACCUCUCACAGCUGUGCGCAAAGUCGGUCCUGAAUUAAGCAAAAAGAUAUACAUAAUGUUUACGUCGGAAAACGGAGAUAAUCCACUCGAAUAAAAGACAAACAGUCAAGACAAGUGUGUUUACGAGAUUAAUCUGUAAUUUUAUUUAUAAUUUUCAUACUGUAAAUAUUUAAAAAAAUGCAUUGUACGAUAUAAUUGUAACAUAUUUACGGAACACAUUGUUGUUUCUUGGUGUAUCAACAUUAUUUUUUUUUACGUCUGCUCAUCAUUUUCAAGUUACACAUUUAAGCAGCGGAAAUUUUUGUACAUACGGAAGAUUAUUGAAAUGAUAUUAAACUGUGUUCAGUAUAUAACUAAUAAAUGAUUAUUCUAUUUUUCA